Symphalangus syndactylus (siamang) is the source of this 1377-nucleotide messenger RNA. It is a transcript of the gene PPA1, whose product is annotated as inorganic pyrophosphatase 1. Gene Ontology annotation, molecular function: inorganic diphosphate phosphatase activity; magnesium ion binding. Gene Ontology annotation, biological process: phosphate-containing compound metabolic process. Gene Ontology annotation, cellular component: cytoplasm. Lineage: Eukaryota; Metazoa; Chordata; Mammalia; Primates; Hylobatidae. The record is from RefSeq and is a predicted model, not a curated record.
GCGCCGGCGCACGGGGUUGGCCCGGCGGGGGUGGGAACACUAGCGGAGCCGCGUUAAAGGCGCUCCCCGCCCCGCCCGCCGGUCCAGUGCUCGCAGUGCGCAGGCGCGGGGCUCUGUCCUUGUCAGUCGGCGCCGCGUGCGGGCUGGUGGCUCUGUAGCAGCGGCGGCGGCAGGACUCCGGCACCAUGAGCGGCUUCAGCACCGAGGAGCGCGCCGCCCCCUUCUCCCUGGAGUACCGAGUCUUCCUCAAAAAUGAGAAAGGACAAUAUAUAUCUCCAUUUCAUGAUAUUCCAAUUUAUGCAGAUAAGGAUGUGUUCCACAUGGUAGUUGAAGUACCACGCUGGUCUAAUGCAAAAAUGGAGAUUGCUACAAAGGACCCUUUAAACCCUAUUAAACAAGACGUGAAAAAAGGAAAACUUCGCUAUGUUGCGAAUUUGUUCCCGUAUAAAGGAUAUAUCUGGAACUAUGGUGCCAUCCCUCAGACUUGGGAAGACCCAGGGCACAAUGAUAAACAUACUGGCUGUUGUGGUGACAAUGACCCAAUUGAUGUGUGUGAAAUUGGAAGCAAGGUAUGUGCAAGAGGUGAAAUAAUUGGUGUGAAAGUUCUAGGCAUAUUGGCUAUGAUUGACGAAGGGGAAACCGACUGGAAAGUCAUUGCCAUUAAUGUGGAUGAUCCUGAUGCAGCCAAUUAUAAUGAUAUCAAUGAUGUCAAACGGCUGAAACCUGGCUACUUAGAAGCUACUGUGGACUGGUUUAGAAGGUAUAAGGUUCCUGAUGGAAAACCAGAAAAUGAGUUUGCGUUUAAUGCAGAAUUUAAAGAUAAGGACUUUGCUAUUGAUAUUAUUAAAAGCACUCAUGACCAUUGGAAAGCAUUAGUGACUAAGAAAACGAAUGGAAAAGGAAUCAGUUGCAUGAAUACAACUGUGUCUGAGAGCCCCUUCAAGUGUGAUCCUGAUGCUGCCAGAGCCAUCGUGGAUGCUUUACCACCACACUGUGAAUCUGCCUGCACAGUACCAACAGACGUGGAUAAGUGGUUCCAUCACCAGAAAAACUAAUGAGAUUUCUCUGGAAUACAAGCUGAUAUUGCUGCAUCAUGUUCAUCUGGAUGUAUUAGAUGUAAAAGUGUAGUGGCUUUUCAAAGCUUUAAAUUUGUAGAACUCAUCUAACUAAAGUAAAUUCUGCUGUGACUAAUCCAAUAUACUCAGAAUCUUAUCUAUCUAAAGCAUUUUUCAUAUCUCAACUAAAAUAACUUUUAGCACAUGCUUAAAUAUCAAAGCAGUUGUCAUUUGGAAGCCACUUGUGAAUAGAUGUGCAAGGGGAGCACAUAUUGGAUGUAUAUGUUACCAUAUGUUAGGAAAUAAAAUUAUUUUGCUGAAA